Capra hircus (goat) is the source of this 4636-nucleotide messenger RNA. It is a transcript of the gene TGFB2, whose product is annotated as transforming growth factor beta 2. Gene Ontology annotation, biological process: transforming growth factor beta receptor signaling pathway; BMP signaling pathway; SMAD protein signal transduction. Gene Ontology annotation, molecular function: type III transforming growth factor beta receptor binding; type II transforming growth factor beta receptor binding; growth factor activity. Gene Ontology annotation, cellular component: extracellular region. Lineage: Eukaryota; Metazoa; Chordata; Mammalia; Artiodactyla; Bovidae. The transcript has 8 exons. The record is from RefSeq and is a predicted model, not a curated record. The coding region runs from base 671 to 1999 and encodes 442 amino acids.
UCACACCACACACACUCACACGCGCACUCACACACACACUCACACACGUGUGCGCUCCUCCGCUCCGGAGCUGCUGCCGCUCCUGCUCUCAGCGCUGCAGUGGAAGGCAGGGCCGCGCCGCGCCGCUCCUUCUUGAAAUAUAUAAAUUGGAGCCGGCCGGCCUCGGCCGCCCCCCUGACAGCGCGGCCCGCGCCCCUCCCGCCGACGCGCCCGCUGCCAGCCCCGGGACCUUUUCAUCUCUUCCCUUUUGGCCGGAGGAGCCGAGUUCAGAUUCGCCACUCCGCACCCGAAACUGACACACUGAACUCCGUUUCCUCCUGCUAAAUUUAUUUCUGCCUAAUAGCCACUCGUCUCUUUUUUCCGCCCCCCCUCCCCUCCAUCUCGUCGCUCCAAGAAAACUUUUGCCGACUCCCUCAAGUGCAGGUUCCCCCUGCCCGUCGUGUAUUAAUAUUUCCACUUGGGGAACGACGUUGCCUUUUCUUUUGAAAGGAAUUCAAGCAAGAUACCUUUUUCUCUCGGACAUUGACUCUCGAUUGUUUGCAAAAGUUUCGCAUUAAAAAAAAACCUACCUGAUCUGUACUUUGAGAGUUGCUAGGGUUUUUUUUUUUUUCUUUCUUUCUUUCUUACUUUUUGCUUAAAAGAAAAAAAAUUUUUUUCCACCUUUAAAAAAAUGCACUACUGUGUGUUGAGCGCGUUUCUGCUCCUGCAUCUGGUCACGGUCGCGCUCAGCCUGUCUACCUGCAGCACGCUCGACAUGGACCAGUUCAUGCGCAAGAGGAUCGAGGCGAUCCGCGGGCAGAUCCUGAGCAAGCUGAAGCUCACCAGCCCCCCAGAAGACUACCCCGAACCCGAGGAGGUCCCCCCGGAGGUGAUCUCCAUCUACAACAGCACCAGGGACUUGCUCCAGGAGAAGGCGAGCCGGAGGGCGGCCGCCUGCGAGCGCGAGCGGAGCGACGAGGAAUACUACGCCAAGGAGGUUUACAAAAUAGACAUGCCGUCCUUCUUACCCUCGGAAACUGUCUGCCCAGUUGUUACAACACCCUCUGGCUCAGUGGGCAGCUUGUGCUCCAGACAGUCCCAGGUUUUCUGUGGGUACCUUGAUGCCAUCCCGCCCACUUUCUACAGACCAUACUUUAGAAUUGUUCGAUUUGACGUCUCCUCGAUGGAGAAGAAUGCUUCCAAUUUGGUGAAGGCCGAGUUCAGAGUCUUUCGUUUACAGAACCCGAAAGCCAGAGUGCCUGAACAACGGAUCGAGCUGUAUCAGAUUCUCAAAUCCAAAGAUUUAACAUCUCCAACCCAGCGCUACAUCGACAGCAAAGUUGUGAAAACCAGAGCAGAGGGCGAAUGGCUCUCCUUUGAUGUCACCGAUGCUGUUCACGAAUGGCUCCACCAUAAAGACAGGAACCUGGGAUUUAAAAUAAGUUUACACUGUCCCUGCUGCACCUUUGUACCAUCGAAUAAUUACAUCAUCCCCAAUAAAAGUGAAGAACUAGAAGCACGAUUUGCAGGUAUUGAUGGCACCUCUACCUAUACCAGUGGUGAUCAGAAAACAAUAAAGUCCACUAGGAAAAAAAACAGUGGGAAGAGCCCACAUCUCCUGCUAAUGUUGUUGCCCUCCUACAGACUUGAGUCGCAACAGUCCAACCGGCGGAAGAAGCGUGCUCUGGACGCAGCCUAUUGCUUUAGAAAUGUGCAGGAUAAUUGUUGCCUACGCCCACUUUACAUUGAUUUCAAGAGGGAUCUCGGGUGGAAAUGGAUUCAUGAGCCUAAAGGGUACAAUGCCAACUUCUGUGCUGGAGCAUGCCCGUAUCUGUGGAGCGCAGACACUCAGCACAGUAGGGUUCUCAGCUUAUAUAAUACCAUAAAUCCAGAAGCGUCUGCUUCCCCUUGCUGCGUGUCCCAAGAUUUAGAGCCGCUCACCAUUCUCUACUACAUUGGCAAAACACCCAAGAUCGAACAGCUUUCUAAUAUGAUUGUCAAGUCUUGCAAAUGCAGCUAAGAUUCUCGGAAAAGUGACAAGAUGAUAAUCGCACGAUGAUGAUGGUGAUGAUGGUGACAGAGGCGAUGUUUGUAACAAGAAAACACAAGAGAGCCUUGCUUCAUCAGUGUUAAAAAAAAAUUGAAAACGCGGUACUAGUUCAAACACUUCGGAAGUUUGUGUUCUGUUUGUUAAAACUGGCAUCUGAAACGAAAAAAAAAAAAGUUGAAGGCUUUAUAUUUUACCUACUCUGUAAGUGAGAGAGACAAGAAGCAAAACCUUUUUUUUCUUAAGAAAAAAAUAAACACUGGAAGUAUUUGUUAGUGUUAAUUAUGUGAAAGAAAGCAAACAAACAAACAAACAGGAAAACCCCGUUCAGUGGAGUUGCUGUACAUAUGUUCUUAUCCCAUGCCUCACUUGAUUUUUCUGUAUUGCUAUGCAAUAGGUAUCUUUCCCAUUCUUACUCUUAGAGUUAACAGUGAGUUAUUUAUUGUGUGUUACUAUAUAAUGAACAUUUCAUUGCCCUUGGAAAAUAAAACAGGUGUAAAAAAAGUGGAGACCAAAUACUUUGCCAGAAACCCAUGGAUGGCUUAAGGAACUUGAACUCAAACGGGCCAGCAAAAAGAGGUCAUAUUAACAAGAUGAAAAAUGCGAGUGAGAUCUAUUACAUGACCGAGCGAGUCCGCAUAAAGAGAAAGACCCUGCAAAUACAUGCUCUGUACCAACUGCCCGAGGAAGCUUCUUGUAAGGUUCAAAACUGAAAAGCCUGUUAAUAAAGGAAACUUUCAGUCAGAUUAAGUCUGUAAGAUUUUCUUGUUCUCCUUAAUUGUAAAUGGUUCUUUGUCAGUUUAGUCAACCAGUGAGAUGUUGAGAUGUUUAAACACGUACUGGUCAAACUUCAGACCUUAAAGUAUUGCUGUGUAGCUACGCUCUAGAUUUUUCUUUCAUUUCGGUGUAUGUAACCGUACCUAUAUUAUUACAAUAGAUGGGUAUAGAAGCCAGUAUAAUUGGAAACACAACUGCAGAUCUCUUUUGCAAAUGAUGGAAUCAAAACAUUAACUACUUUAUGUGUAAUGUGUAAAUUUUUACCAUAUUUUUUAAUGUUCUAUAGUAACGCCAACUCUGAUUUAGAUUGGACUUAAAUUUGGGCUCUUUCUAAUGAUCGUUGGGAAUCGUGUGUUUCCUUUAGCUGGCCAGAACUUUUGAAUAAAGCCCCUGUAUUUCGACUUGCACUACAAAUACAUGUUUGAUAGUAUUUGUUCCACUUGUGCUUUUUCAUUGUCCAUUAUUAUGACAUAAACUACCUGAGUCCACUUGUCCUUUUUUUCUUUUAUAAAAAGACAUAGUUUUUCUUCAUUUUCUAAGCAUCAUUACUAAUCAAUUCAGACAUUAACAAGCUUCUAUUUUAGGAAAAUUGGGGAUUAUAGAUACAUAGAUAAUUGAGGUGAAAUGUUUAGUUUUAGCAAGGGCUUAAGGAUCUGACUGGAACUCAGAGUCUUAGUGACUGGUUUAAGAAAGGUGUCUCUAACUUGGUUUAAUCAGUAUUUUCACAGAAUUCUGCUGUUCAAAAAAAGAGCAGACAGAUCACAGGAGACAGCUUUUUCUUUAAUCGAGUUUUUAGUGUUCAGGGAAAAAUGGAGAGAUUAACAUUUCAGUUGAUUUUGUAUAAGGAAGAAAAAAUAAACCCAUGUCAGCAUAAGUCAUUUAGUGUAUUUCACUGAAAUUAAGGUUUUAUAGAUGUUCUUUGAAGGUUGCAAAGGCACAAGGCAAAUUCUCCCAUGAUCAAAAAGUCCUUUCUUUCCUCUGAAUGAGACUUACCUAAUCAGAGGCUAGAAUUUACCUUCCCGAAAUACAUGAUUUGCUACAUUUUUGCAGAGGAGGUAACCUUAUGUCAGGGUUUGUAGGAUAUGUCAGUUUGUCAGUUGUCUCUUAUUUAGCUUUAGAAUAAUCAUUAAUAGACAAUGGAAUAUUUGCAGUUUUACCUAAAGAGCAGCACAGUGAGGUGUGAAUCCAGAGUGAAGUUGUUUGAUAUAGUAUACUUCCUUUUCUUGGAAUUUCCUGGCCAUUAUUAAAAUGACAAAUUGGAUUUGUUUGAAAACUGGAAAAGCAAGAGAUAGGAUGGCACAAUACCAAAUAACCUUUGGAUUGGGUGAAACCCAAUCCCAGAUUGGAGUGUGUUGGUUUUUUUUUUUUUUUUUUUUUCUCUUCCACUUUUCUAUUCAUUCUAUGUAAAUCACUUUUAUUUCUGCAGGUAUUUUCUUCUCAGAUAGAAUGACAUUUUUGUUUUGUAUUAUUUUGUCUUUCCUCAUGAAUGCACUGAUAAUAUUUUAAAUGCUCUAUUUUAAGAUAUCUUGAAUCUUUUUUUUUUUUUUUUUAGUUUGGGGGGUUCUAUAAGGCCUUUAUUUCCCAAAAGUAAAUAUUGCCAUGAGACGGGAGGGAGGUGGGAGGGAAUGGGGAAAAUGUUAGUAUGUGGGUGGGAUGGGGCUACAGUUUUUCUGUGUUAAACAGCAAUGCAGUUUUAUGGUUGGCAUGAUUUUUUUUUUAAAUGGAACAUAAGAAUAGCUGUUUUGUAUUUUGAUGACUGAUUACGCUGUAUUUUAACACAAUGUAUGUCUGUUUUUGUGGUGCUCUAGUGGUAAAUAAAUUAUUUCAAUGAUA